Molecule: messenger RNA, 285 nt
Organism: Lactuca virosa
Lineage: Eukaryota; Viridiplantae; Streptophyta; Magnoliopsida; Asterales; Asteraceae
Source: the annotation of a GenBank genome assembly
AUGCGUGUACUAAACGGGGGGGACCUAAAUGCCCUCUUUUUGAAAGAGAGAAAAAACCCUAAUUUUUUAAGAUCCGAUACGAUACCCCUAUCAUUCUUCGUUCCCCAAUUGUGCCCUUCCCUGCCCUUUUUCUCUGCCGUUCCCUCAGCCCUCUUUCAGGUUCCUUUAGCCUUUUGUUCUUGGAACUGCCAGUUCUUCCCCGAAUUUGGUGUUUCUUAUCGCGUGAUCCUUUGGGAUUUUGACUAUUUGAUGUUUCUUAUCUUGUGGAUUCGAGAGUUCUUCUGA